AUGGCAAAAUUCAUCUCAGUAAACAAGUACAUGUCAGGACUUAAAGAAGAACUAGACCCAUUCACAUAUUUGAAUGUUUACUUCUACCAUUUUGAAAAGUCUUCAUUCAGCAAAGUUUGGAACAUCGAACCAGUUAAGUUUGCUAUUGUGACUAAAAAUGGUGCGAAAUUUGAAGACUUAGACAUAGAAGGUUUGUUAGCAGUCAAAGAAAGUUUGACAGAAGGUUCUCAAACCUUAA
Molecule: messenger RNA, 238 nt
Organism: Trichomonas vaginalis G3
Lineage: Eukaryota; Parabasalia; Trichomonadida; Trichomonadidae
Product: protein of unknown function, DUF4108 family
Exons: 1
Source: RefSeq, a predicted model, not a curated record